AGUAGGUACCUACCUGUUGUUUUUCUUGAGAGGCAGAACUCCUCAGAGGGACACACCGCUGCACACGUACUUGGCCCCUUCGGUAUUCGAGCUACACCAUGAAUGUUGGUCAGCCACCGAAGCGCAAGAGCUCCUUCAAUGAAGAGUUCGAUGUUAUGCAGGCCAUCCAAGAGGAUCGCAUGGCCUUCCACGCCAGCAUUAACUGCCACGAGCGGUGUGUGAGCAAUUACUACUUCAACAACUUUUACUGGAGGGAGAAGACGUGCAUGCAAAACUGUCUAGAUAAGAUCAAUCAAGCUACGGUCAUCACCAACAUCAACUACGGCAAGUUCGAAGACGUUGAAUCGAAGAAGUAA
Molecule: messenger RNA, 356 nt
Organism: Leptomonas pyrrhocoris
Lineage: Eukaryota; Euglenozoa; Kinetoplastea; Trypanosomatida; Trypanosomatidae
Product: putative mitochondrial mitochondrial translocase subunit
Exons: 1
Coding region: 99-356 (85 amino acids)
Source: RefSeq, a predicted model, not a curated record